Messenger RNA from Anolis carolinensis (green anole), 2958 nucleotides. RefSeq names its product inter-alpha-trypsin inhibitor heavy chain H3. Lineage: Eukaryota; Metazoa; Chordata; Lepidosauria; Squamata; Anolidae. Bases 16 to 2754 code for a protein of 912 amino acids. The transcript has 21 exons. The record is from RefSeq and is a predicted model, not a curated record. Gene Ontology annotation, molecular function: serine-type endopeptidase inhibitor activity. Gene Ontology annotation, biological process: hyaluronan metabolic process.
GAGAACUAUGUUGAAAUGUACUACUUCAGUGUGGCUUUCAACUGCAUAUCGUUCCUCCACACUGACUUAUUUUCUUUCAACAUGGGAAGACAUCUGCCAUUUUACAUUUGGUUGGCAUUCAUUCCUGUUCUUGUAUCUUCGGAUUUUUUAAUAGAACAACUCAGGAAUGUCAAGAAAAGAAAUACAAUUGAUGGGCAUCCUAAAGGCAUAGAAAUAUAUUGGGUGAAAAUUGAUUGCAGUGUUACUUCUCGAUUCUCCCGAAAUGUCAUCACUAGCCGAGCUGUCAAUCGGGCUAAUGUGUCCAAGGAAGCCUUCUUUGAUGUGGAGCUUCCUAAAACAGCCUUCAUUACCAACUUCACCAUGACAAUUGAUGGUGUCACCUAUCCUGGAACCAUAAAAGAAAAAGAAGUUGCCCAAAAACAGUACCAAAAGGCAGUUUCAAGUGGACGGACUGCUGGUCUGGUGAAGGCUUCUGGAAGGAAAACUGAGAAGUUCAGUGUUUCAGUAAAUGUUGCAGCUGCCAGUAAAAUAACUUUUGAAUUGACCUAUGAGGAACUUCUGAAACGAAGCUUUGGAAAGUAUGAAUUGUUCAUAAAAGUGAAUCCAAAGCAGCUUGUCAAUAAGUUUGAGAUUGAGGCAAACAUUUUUGAGCCUCAAGGCAUCAGUGAUCUCGAAGUGGAAGGAACAUUCCUCAAUAAUGAGUUAUUGCCACUUGUGCAAAAGUCCUACUCAGGAAAGAAGGCCCAUGUGUUAUUCAGUCCCACUAUUGAUCAACAGCGAACCUGCGACAACUGCACAACCUCUCUGCUGCAAGGAGAUUUUCUCAUAAAAUAUGAUGUGAACAGAGAUAUACCUAGUAACUUACAGAUUGUCAAUGGAUACUUUGUACACUUUUUUGCACCAAAAAAUCUUGCCCAUUUACCUAAGAAUGUUGCCUUCGUAAUAGAUGUCAGUGGCUCCAUGUGGGGAUCCAAAAUACGUCAGGCAAAGGAAGCAAUGAUAAAAAUAGUUGAAGAUUUAAAGGAAGACGAUCAUUUUAAUAUCAUACUGUUUGAAAGCGAAGUCCGUAAAUGGAAAGAUGGCAUAAUUAAAGCUACUCCUGAGAAUGUGCAAGAAGCAAAGUAUUUCAUUGGAAAUAUUACUGAGAGUGGACUAACAAAUUUUAAUGGUGGUUUAAUGGCUGGAAUUGAGAUGUUGAAUAAUGCCCAUAAAUUAAAAAUUGUACCUGAAAGAAGUGCCUCCCUGACUAUCAUGUUAUCAGAUGGAGAGGCCAAUGUAGGUGAAACAGAUCAAUUUAGAAUUCAGGAAAAUGCAAAAAAUGCAUCCCAAGGAAAAUACCCUUUGUACAGUCUUGGUUUUGGAUAUAAUCUUGACUAUGGAUUUUUGGAAAGAUUGUCAAAAGUGAACAAUGGUGUGGCUCGCCGUAUCUAUGACGACUCUGAUGCAGCCUUACAAUUACAGGGUUUUUAUGAUGAAGUUGCCAAUCCUUUGCUUACUGACGUAGCAUUAGAAUAUCCUGAAAAUGUCAUCUCUGACGUGACUGAAAAUAAUUUUAAACAUUAUUAUGAUGGCUCAGAGCUUGUUGUGGCCGGACGAAUUACAGACAAUGAUUUGAACAGUAUUACGGCAGAGGUGAAAGCUCAUGGAGCGCUUAAGGAUCUGACUUUCACUGAACAAGCAGAUGUUGAAGAAACAGCCAAAGCUUUUGAGGAGCAAAAGUACAUAUUUGGAGAAUAUAUUGAGAGACUCUGGGCUUAUCUCACAAUUCGGCAACUUUUAGAGAAAAGCUCCAUAGCAACAGGAUAUGAAAAGGGAAACCUCACUGCUAAAGCCUUGGAGAUGUCUUUGAAAUAUAAGUUUGUGACUCCUUUGACAUCCAUGAUAGUCACAAAGCCAGAAGACGAUGAAGAACCAGAGGUAGUUGCUGACAAGCCUAUAGAAGAGUUCCUUUCUUUUCAAACAGCAGGCAGGCAUUCCCAGUACAGUGCUCCAUCAACUCCAUAUCAUUAUUCUAGUGUUGAUGGAGAUCCACACUUCAUUAUUGCAGUGCCUCAAAAAGAAGAUGCCCUUUGUUUCAAUAUUAAUGAAGACCCAGGGGCAGUCUUAAGUUUAAUAAGUGACCCAGUUACAGGUAUUGUGGUCAAUGGACAGCUCAUUGGUGAGAAGAAAAGCAACAAUGAUGUAAGAGAACAGAAUACAUAUUUUGGAAAACUUGGGAUCGCAAAUAUCCACCGGAAUAUAAAAAUUGAGAUCACCACUGAGCAAAUCAUUCUUCAUAAUGGUGUAAAACGUACAGCAUUCAGUUGGCUUGAUGAAGUUAUCUUGCAACAACCCAGUCUGACUCUAGUCAUCAAACGAAAAAAGAGCAUGGAGGUUUCAAUGGACAACGGAGCAAAAUUUGUUGUUAUUUUGCAUCAAGUAUGGAAAAAACAUCCCCUGCACCGAGAUUUCCUAGGAUUUUAUACACUGGAUAGUCACAGACUGUCUCAACAAACUCAUGGAUUGCUAGGUCAAUUUUUCCGCCCCAUUGACUUCGAUAUCCUUGAAGUCCAUCCUGGGUCUGAUCCAGAAAAACCAGAUGCCACAAUGGUUGUGAAAAAUAACUGGUUGACCGUAACAAGGGGCUGGCAGAAGGAUUACACAGAAGAUACUCGCCAUGGCCUCAAUGUGCCUUGCUGGUUUGUUCACAACAAUGGAGAAGGCCUUAUUGAUGGGGUGCACACAGACUAUAUUGUUCCCAGCAUAUUUGGAUGAAUAGUCCCUGUGAUUAUGAAAAUAUUUUUUUCCUAAGGCAAUAUGUUCAGAAUCUCAGCUAUAAUCUAGAAUUAUGUGUAUUAUAUGUUCCUGUCAGCAGCUGGAUACUUUUAUGAUCUGUCAUGAUGACUUCUUCCUUAUGGAAAACAGUUGUUUGCCUAAUUUUAUUGCAAAACAAUAAAUGAGUACUCUGCGUGAAUUUAA